CGGCGUUGGUCCUUCCGCCUCUUAUCGCUAUAGAUAGUGAAGUGUGACUCAUCAACUGGGCCUAGGCCUAAUGAAUGAAUAAGGUUUGUUUUGGUAUCUGAUUAACCAACGGAUUUGAAUUUUCUCUGGCAUUAGCCGGUUCUCAGUCAGUGCCAAAGCAAUGUCUGAAGCAAACCUUGCUCUGCAAACCUGUAAAAUUAUUGUUCAUAGAGCAAGAAAUUUAAUUGUGAAAGGAAGGGACAAUACCAAUAGUUCAUAUGCUGUCAUUAGCUCAGGGAAGGAGAAAUUCCAGACGGCAGUUGUUGACAAAACACUUUUUCCACAAUGGAACGAGGAAUGCUUGUUGCAUGUUUACAAAGUAGGCUGCUCCGUAGAAGUUAUAAUCUACAACCGAGGACUCGUGCUUGAUGACCUUAUAGGUCAGGUCAGCAUUCCAUUGUCUUCCAUCAAAGGAGAUGGCAAAGCAGUACGCAGUUGGUACAAACUAGAAGGCAAGUCAUCCAAGAGCAAAAAGGAAAGGGGAGAUGUAGAGAUAAGUAUACAGGUAAAGGCGGGUCUGAAUCCUUACACACCGGUACAUAGCUGGAAUAUGGCCAAGAUGAAAAAGUCAGGUGAUGGCAAGGACGAGAAGACCUCAGUACAAAAGGAUGACAAGGCCUCUGUCCAUGAUUCCAGGAAGGAGAAGCGAUCAUCCACUAAUGUUGUAAAACCGCAGGAGAUGAAGCAGAGCCCAUCAUCACCAGAGUCCAUUCCAACAUCUGAUCCGAGUUUUGUGAGAAAAGCACCAUUAUAUGGAUCCACAAAUGACCUGAAUAAGAUGCCAACAAAGACUCCUCCAACUCAACGACGACGGCUUGCAAAGUAUGCUCCCGCUCACCGCAGACUCAACGUGCCAUAUGCUAAUAUAGAUCCCAACACAAGUAGUCCAGGCAAAUCAAGAUCAAGAAACCCCUUCAAUUUAGAUGCUAACAACUCAUCGCAGACAGAAUCAAGCAAGACGGAAGAGGAUUCUGGUGGUAUGGAUAGACGAAGGCCAUCUUUAGAUGUUAAUAUUUUUAGAAGUUACCAGACUUUACCUCACCAUAAAUUAAGAAGUGUCAAUGAAGGCUCUGAGAAAAAGCCUGUGCAGAGAGAUGUUAAGUUCCGGCACUCCUUCCAUAGCUCAGCUCAAAUGCCAUCAGGUGCAGUCCUAUCCAUUCCUGCCAAAAGCCAUCAAGAACCUCCUCAAGAACCUCCACAAGACCCUCAACCAGAACCAGAGAAAACAUCAACUGUACCUUCAGAUAAGCCCCAUAUACCAGAUUCUCCAAGCAAAAUACCACCUGUGAAACCUCCCAGGCACUCACCCUCAAAGGCACCUCCAGCUGAAACAAAGACAUCCAUCCAAUCAAAGCCAGGUGCUCAGUCACAGAUAAAGUCAGCCAGACUUACAGCAGAUUCUACAGAUUCUGGUGUUAUACCAUCGAAAGUGGGAACUAAGAAAGCUGCAGUUGAUCCACCAUCACCAAAAGACACAACUGCUGUAGAGUCAUCCAGAACACCAUCACCAAUUGAACCUAAGCCGGUGAUUAUAAACAUUGAUGAUAGCGUUGGUUCUGGAUAUGUUGCGCCAACACGACCGAACCGCAAGCCUAAAGCAAUGUCAACGCCUAUGGCAAGGUUUGCUAAUAUGUCAAAAGAGGAUCUUGCUGGCAAAAUCUUGGAUCUUGAAGAGCAGUUGCACCAACAGUCAACAGUAAUGCGUGAAACACAAGAAUACCUCAACACUCUGUUACUUCGCGUGAUUGUGCAGAAUCCAGGACUUUUAAACAGGGACCUGGAUAUAGAUUAUUAGACCUCAUGAAAGAACAUAUAUCAAAUAGCUAUUUUUAAAGCAAGGAAUUAAUAUUAUAAUGAUAACAAAAUAUUUAAAAGUUCGAAAGGUUUUUUAUGGUGAACGAAUGACUUGGAAUUUGUUGUAGUCCACAAAAGCCAUCUGUAAGGCUAAAUAUAAGGAAUGGAACAAUUUGAAACAGUAAGCUAUUGUUACACCAUCAAGAGGUAAUUUUGAAGAUAUCCUUUAAUAUGGAUAUGCUGCAUUGCACACAUUAAAAUAGAAGCAAUAAUAAUUAACAACCAAAUGACAAAACUUUACAUAUUUUAAUAACAUGAAUUGUAUAAAUGCUAAAAAAUCAACAACUAUAGAAUGUGUAUUGUAUUUUAAAUGGUUUUUUUUUAUAGUUGCAUGUAUGUUUAUUAUAUUUUUGUUAUAAACGACAUUACUGAUACUAGAUAGAGAUAGACCAAAAUAUUAAUUUUCUUUUUCUUUUUUCCCCUUGCUUUUGUAUUCAUAUAUUCAUCUAUUUUACAAUUAUUUAUGUUCAGUCACAGAAGUCCAGAUAUAAUAUUCAAAGGAAAGGUGUGUUUUGUGAAUUUGUCCUUUUUUAUCAUUCUGUGUAACCCACUAUAUGAUAUUCUUGCCAGUUUUGUCAUUUUAUCCCUUAGGGUAUGUGUUUUAUCUGAAUCCUUGACUUCUGUUUCAAUUAGGUGAGACAUGUAUUGAUUUGUAAAAAACAUUUUUGAAAGAGAAAGUUAAAAAAAUAAACAUUAACCAUGGUUAUACCAACAUGAAGGGGUGUGUUUCAAGGCUCUUGUUGACAGGCAGCCUCCACAGCCUAUUGUCACUCAUUCAUGCCUGUGAUUAUGAAUAUUCUAAUUUGAAAUUAACUAAUUCAAAUGAGCCAAUGUGGAAAAUCUCUGUUAUUUGAUUGGUUAAUUGAUAGCCUGUACAACUUCAUACGUUCUGUGACGUGAGCACUAGCCAAUUAUCCUAAUGUUUCCAUGUCAAUUAUGAAUUUUUAUAUGAAAUUGUUAUGUUAGUAUGUUUCUCAAAUUUACUCUGUUUUUUAGUAACCAAAAUAAUCAAGAGGUGAAAACAUUAAAAGAAAAUUUAAUUUAGUAUUUUUCUCUCAAGAAACUGGGUCUGUGAAAUACCUUUAUAGGAUAACAGAGUGUUACAAGUGAUGUAUAAUAUAUGUAACAUUUUUUUAUUGUUAUACUUAUUUUAUGAGGCUUAAUCCCUGUUGUUCACUUACUACAAGCUUUCUGUUAUUGUUUCACAAUUAAGUAUGCUUGUAAUUAUUAAGGAAAUAUACUUUUAUUUUUUGCACAUAUAUGUUAGUAUACAUAUAUUAUAAUAUGAUGUCAAUUAUAUAGCUUUUCUGAUAUGUAAUAUAUUAUUUUAAUGCUAUUUUCACUGCGUCCCAAUGCCCUUCACAUUAAUAAGUAUUUUCAGUGGUGCAGGAAGAUUGUGGUACUGUUUCUAUGCCUCAAGCCCUGUCUCGACUAUCAGGUUUAUUUGACAAAAACAUGUGACAUGUCUGAUGGUCAUGCAACAUGUCUGAUGGUCAUACAACAUGUGACAUGUCUGAUGGUCAUACAACAUGUGACAUGUCUGAUGGUCAUACAACAUGUGACAUGUCUGAUGGUCAUACAACAUGUAACAUGUCUGAUGGUCAUACAACAUGUGACAUGUCUGAUGGUCAUACAACAUGUGACAUGUCAGAUGGUCAUACAACAUGUGACAUGUCUGAUGGUCAUACAACAUGUGACAUGUCUGAUGGUCAUACAACAUGCGACAUGUCUGAUGGUCAUACAACAUGCGACAUGUCUGAUGGUCAUACAACAUGCGACAUGUCUGAUGGUCAUACAACAUGCGACAUGUCUGAUGGUCAUACAACAUGUGACAUGUCUGAUGGUCAUACAACAUGUGACAUGUCUGAUGGUCAUACAACAGAUUUUUGUCAAAUAAGGUUUGGUAGUCAGGACAGGGCUUUAAAAUAUACAUACUAAAAAAUGUUGAUUGUAUAAACAGGUCUUUAAAAUUGGUAGGUGAAGUUAUGUCAACAUUGUAUAUAAUAGCCUAUUCUGUUGACCCUCUAUCCCCCCCCCCACCCCUGCACAAUCUUACUGUUGUAUUUGUGAAUGUGGAUGCCACCUAAUUCCUAAAUAUUUUUAUAUGCAUUCAUUGAUAUGCAGUGUCUAAUUAACAUCGGGUGCUUCUAUAUAGAUCCAUUCUAUUUCAUUAUUUAGUGUUGUAUUGUAUAUAUUUAUUAAUGUUAUAUUUUUGUACCAAACAUCCAUAAAAUAUUAUAUAAAGACUCAUAUUUAAUGUAGUGGCCUGGUAGCUGAGGUCGUUACCUUGACAACCCAGGAUCCUGGUGUUCAGUUGCUGCGCAUACCAGGUUCUAACUCAAUUAUAUAUUUUCUCUUUUCAAAGCUUUGUAAAAUCAAGACAUAUGACUGUGUUGAUUGUUGUCAGACUUGGAUUAAUGCACAUUAUCAGAUAUGCAACACUGUAUAUAACAGUCUAAUGAAACUUUAUCAGUGGAAUCCGUAGACCAUAAAUCUGAUAUACAGUAAUACACAGUCUGAUGAUGUGUGUUUGGCUUUACAAAUACUGUAGCUGUUCUGAAAUAGAUGCAAGAUCAUUAUUACACUGUCUUAUAGUUUCUUGCUUAUACUGCUAUAAUACUGUAUAAAGUAAAUAACAGCAGCACUUUUGAGACUAACAAUAUAUUAUUUAUUCUCUAGCUUUCGUCCACACAGUGGACUUCAUCAGUCUCCUGAUGAAGUCCACAGUUAAAUUAUAUAUUGUUAGUCUCAAAAGUGCUGCUGUUAUUCACUUUAUUCUGUUUUAUACUGUACAGACUAAUGAGGCUAUACUUUUUAUUCAUCAUGCUAUAAUACUGUAUGUGCUUUUUACAAAACUGUGGCCUUUAAUUCAAUAAUGUAUUAUGAUGUACCUGUUAUACCAAGGUUGAUUUGAUAAUUUAGUGAUAUAAUGCUAUAAAAGAUACCUUUGAAAACAACCCUACUGUGCCUUGAUAUUGAACUUAAGGGGUGCAAUUAUAAUAACCGUAUGUUACUUUGUAUAUCAUAUGUAGACGUAAUUUUAAUAGACAAUUAUUAUACCCUCAAUUGCUUAUUUUAAUCAGUUUUAAGCUACUUACACCACACGUAAUUGUGUAAGUGGUUUGAAAACGGUUUUUAAAACGUAAUCUUAUUUAUUAUGAGUAGAAGCUGUAUUCACAUCUGCGCACAACAAACCUAAACUUGCCGAAGAUAGUUACAAGUGGAAACUGUAACACUAAUGUUUUAUGAUGAGAAGGGGUGAACUUUUUUUUACAAAUUUAAGAUAUUGCUUAAAAUUGGUCUGAGCAAUGGCUCUUGUACUACUUUAGAUGUUAAUUUUAAAUAUUGCUCCACCCCCACCCUACUUUUUUUCUCAAGUUUUGUUUAUCCAUUAUUUGUCUUUCACAUAAUUAUAAUAAGAAAUUAAUCAACUUUGUAAUGUAAAAUGUAACACGGAAUAUAAAUUUGCAUCUGGAUCAAUUUUAACCAAAAUAAUUAUCUGAAUGUUUUUAUAUUAUUUAAAUUUUAAUAAGUGGGAUUAUUGUGUUUUGAAUCAAACUCUAAGCCUUCUUGUGGAAAUGUCUUAUCCUGAGCAAAUGCCACUUUAUAUUCAUAGGUCAUAUAAUUCACAAACUGAUAAUUAGGCCUAUAUAAAGUAUAUUCAUAUAUUACAGAUAAGAUUGGUAAACAUUAGUGCUUAAAUACAUCAUGAAUUAUACGGAAUAUGUUUCAUGUGUAUCUAUACAGUAUUUAUUUGUAAUGGUAUUCAUCGUAUUCCCUGUAUUAAGUGGAAAAGAGUUAUAAUUUUGUAGUACACAAAUUGAGAGGAUAUGAAUAUUUUUUACUUGCAUCAGAAUAUUUUUAAGCGACUCAUUAAAAUGAAAGGCAUAGAGUGAAGUAAA
Molecule: messenger RNA, 5795 nt
Organism: Anneissia japonica
Lineage: Eukaryota; Metazoa; Echinodermata; Crinoidea; Comatulida; Comatulidae
Product: rab11 family-interacting protein 2-like
Exons: 8
Coding region: 161-1834 (557 amino acids)
Biological process (GO): regulated exocytosis
Cellular component (GO): intracellular membrane-bounded organelle
Molecular function (GO): small GTPase binding
Source: RefSeq, a predicted model, not a curated record